AUUUGGCCCAUCCCCAUUUUAAUCAAAAUUUGACCACUUUCUCCUCCAUUUUAUGAAACAGGACGAUUUAUACAUCAGUAUCCAUUCACGGUUUUAUUGAAAAUGGUAAACAACAAUCAAUAGGGGACCAAGUUUUGGCCUUUAUGUUUGUUGUUUCCCUAACACUCCAGAAUGUUGGAACCAUAGGAAGCACCCAACAAUCCUACCAAAAUAUCUCCUCCUUAUAUCAUCAAUCAACACAAAACCCUUUUCUUUUCUCCACAUUUCACAUCUGGGUUUUGCAUUUUCUUGAAAAAUGGUGAAUGGGAAUCAAUCAGCUGCAGGUGGAGUUGUGAGAGUUUCUGGGAAAGUGUUUUUUACUGCGAAUCAGUGGGAAGAACUCGAGAGGCAAACAACGAUCUACAAGUACAUAAUGGCUUCAAUCCCUGUUCCUCCACAGCUUCUCGUAUCUUUAUCCACUCAAUCCAACAGGAUGGGUAUGGGUUUGAGACUCUCAAACGGGUCGGAUCCGGAGCCGUGGAGGUGUAGAAGAACAGAUGGUAAGAAAUGGAGGUGUGCCAAGGAUGUGGCUCCUGAUCAAAGGUACUGCGAGCGACAUGCGCGCAAGACUAGAUCGCGUUCAAGAAAGCCUGUGGAAACCGCAUACACUAAAGAUACUUCCACCGUGGUUUCCGCUGCAAAUCAACAACCCGAGUGCAGUGAUUGGUUGAAGAAGAAUGCUGGUAUCCCUGCGUAUCAAUCGACAUCGAAUAACCAAUUUCAGCAACCAACGCAGUCCGCAAUCGGAGGAUCAAAAAGGGACCAGAUUUCGAAACAAGAUUAUAAAGAAAUUCAUCAGCAAAACUCCUUGAUCGACCACAAUAAUUCUUACCUAAACGCUAGUUUUACCGGCAUUGAUGGUUGGUCUAGGAUUGGUGGUGGAGAUGAAUGUUCUCUAACAUUAUCAAUGCAAUCUGGUGGGAACCAGAUGGAGUUUGAUCAUGAGAGUUUUCAAAUGGCUGUUGGAUUGUUGAGUGGUGAUAGAGAUGGGUGUGAAGAUGUUUUCAAACCGCACCACAAUUGGCUGAACCAGGCUUCUUGGGCAGGUUUGGGUUCGGGUUCAGGUUCUGGUUCCACACCUGGUGGGCCGUUAGGUGAAGCAUUGUGCCUAGGAAUCACUAGUACUCGAAACGAGCCAUCUUAUCAUGGCUAUAGCUCCAACACGAACAGCAGCAGCGCCUGCGAAGGUGGUGGUUUGAAUUUUGUGAACAGACGAGAUGGUUGAGGUGCUUUUGUUGGAUCAUCAUGUUGUAGUCGAUGUUUACUUGCGUCUUAUUUGAUUGUCUUUAAAGGAUUUCACAUGUUUUAGAUUCAUGUUAAUGUAGUAAUAGUAAAUGAUCACAAGUCAUACGCGAUAAGUGAGGUUUGUUCGCGGUGAGGAUGAUGCUUUUUGAAAGCUUCUAAAAUGAUUUAUAAUAUUUUCUUUUAUAAAUUUGAAUA
Helianthus annuus (common sunflower) is the source of this 1479-nucleotide messenger RNA. RefSeq names its product growth-regulating factor 8. Gene Ontology annotation, biological process: developmental process; DNA-templated transcription; regulation of DNA-templated transcription. The transcript has 4 exons. Gene Ontology annotation, molecular function: ATP binding. Bases 296 to 1264 code for a protein of 322 amino acids. NCBI's taxonomy places the organism in Eukaryota, Viridiplantae, Streptophyta, Magnoliopsida, Asterales, Asteraceae. Gene Ontology annotation, cellular component: nucleus. The record is from RefSeq and is a predicted model, not a curated record.